Molecule: messenger RNA, 2670 nt
Organism: Plasmodium relictum
Lineage: Eukaryota; Apicomplexa; Aconoidasida; Haemosporida; Plasmodiidae
Gene: HSP90
Product: heat shock protein 90, putative
Exons: 1
Coding region: 1-2670 (889 amino acids)
Biological process (GO): protein folding; protein stabilization; cellular response to heat
Cellular component (GO): cytosol; protein-containing complex; perinuclear region of cytoplasm
Molecular function (GO): ATP hydrolysis activity; ATP-dependent protein folding chaperone; ATP binding
Source: RefSeq, a predicted model, not a curated record
AUGCAAAAUGCUUAUUUUGGCAAUAAAAUAAAACUAACAUUAUAUUUUUUUUUUGUUGUGUUUUUAAAAUCAUAUGAUAAAAUUGAAGCUUAUAAUUUAUCUAGGAAUAUAGAAAAAUUAAGUUAUAUAUUAAAUUACCAGAAUACGAAUGGAAACAUAAAUGAUAAGAUAAAUAAAUCAUGUUUGAAGAAAAAAGAAUUUAGAAGAAAAUUUUUAAAGAAUUUUAAUGAUGAUGUCAAAGUAAUUAGGGAGGAUAUUUCAUCAGAUAGUUCACCUGUGGAAAAAUAUAAUUUUAAAGCAGAAGUUAAUAAAGUAAUGGACAUAAUUGUUAAUUCCUUAUAUACAGAUAAGGAUGUAUUUUUAAGAGAGUUAAUAUCAAAUGCCUCAGAUGCAUGUGAUAAAAAAAGAAUUAUAUUAGAAAACGAUACAUUAAUGAAAGAAGCACACAAAUUAAGCGAAUCAGGAGUUAAAGAAGAACAGGUAGAUAUAAAGAAUGAUGAAGAAGUUAAAGAAGAAGGAGAAAAGAAAGAGGAAACUGAAGAAGUUAAUGAAAUUAAAAAAUUAAUAAUAAAAAUAAAACCUGAUAAAGAAAAAAAAACAUUAACAAUAAUUGAUAAUGGAAUUGGUAUGGAUAAAAAUGAAUUAAUAAACAAUCUAGGAACCAUAGCUCAGUCAGGAACUGCGAAAUUUCUAAAACAAAUUGAAGAGGGGAAGGCAGAUAGUAACUUAAUUGGUCAAUUUGGUGUUGGUUUUUACUCAUCUUUUCUCGUUUCUAAUAAGGUAGAAGUGUUUACAAAAAAAGUAGAUCAAAUAUAUAGAUGGUUUUCUGAUUUAAAUGGUAGUUUUAUCGUGAAUGAAAUAAAAAAAUAUGAUCAGGAAUAUGAUGAUAUAAAAAGUAGUGGAACAAAAAUUAUUUUAUAUUUAAAGGAAGAAUGUGAUGAAUAUUUAGAAGAUUAUAAAUUAAAGGAAUUAAUAAAAAAGUAUUCUGAGUUUAUUAAAUUUCCAAUUGAAAUAUGGUCAGAAAAAAUAGAUUAUGAAAGAGUUCCGGAUGAUUCUGUAUCUUUAAAAGAUGGAGAUAAAAUGAAAAUGAAAACUAUUACAAAGAGGUAUCAUGAAUGGGAAAAAAUAAAUGUACAAUUGCCAAUAUGGAAACAAGAUGAAAGAAAAUUAACUGAAAAUGAUUAUUAUAGUUUUUAUAAGCAUACUUUUAAAGCCUAUGAUGACCCAUUAGCUUAUGUUCAUUUUAAUGUAGAGGGUCAAAUUUCCUUUAACUCAAUUUUAUAUAUACCUGGAUCUUUACCAUGGGAAUUAACUAAAAAUAUGUUUGAUGAAGAAUCAAGAGGAAUAAGGUUAUAUGUGAAAAGAGUUUUUAUAAAUGACAAAUUUUCAGAAUCCAUACCUAGAUGGUUAACUUUUUUAAGGGGUAUAGUAGAUAGUGAAAAUUUGCCAUUAAAUGUUGGAAGAGAAAUUCUACAGAAAUCUAAAAUGUUAUCAAUUAUUAAUAAGAGGAUUGUUCUUAAAAGUAUUAGCAUGAUGAAAGGAUUGAAGGAAAGUGGUGGAGAUAAGUGGAAUAAAUUUAUUAAUACUUUUGGGAAAUAUCUCAAAAUUGGUGUUGUAGAAGAUAAAGAAAAUCAAGAAGAAAUUGCUUCUUUAGUUGAGUUUUAUUCAAUUAAUAGUGGAGAUAAAAAGAUAGAUCUCGAUACCUAUAUAGAAAAUAUGAAAGAGGAUCAAAAAUGCAUUUACUAUAUUUCGGGAGAAAAUAAAAAAACAGUACAAAAUUCUCCGUCUUUAGAAAAACUUAAAGCUCUAAAUUAUGAUGUCUUAUUUUCUUUAGAACCAAUAGAUGAAUUCUGUUUAUCUUCCUUAACAGUUAAUAAAUAUAAAGGCUAUGAUGUUUUAGAUGUAAACAAAGCUGAUUUAAAAUUAAAAAAAGAAAAUAAUCAAAACAAGAGUGAUAAUUUAGAUAAAUUAAAAAUGCAAUAUGAAAUAUUAUGUAGAUGGUUACAUAAUAAAUUUUCUCAUAAAGUACAUGAAGUCCGAAUAUCUGAUCGUUUAAUUAAUUCUCCUGCUUUGUUAGUUCAAGGUGAAAUGGGUAUAUCCCCUUCAAUGCAAAAAUAUAUGAAGCAACAAGCUACUGCUCAAGGAAUUUCAGAAAAUGAAAUGUUUGGAGGACAAACAGCAAAUCAACCAGUUUUAGAAAUUAAUCCUAAUCAUUUUAUCAUUAAACAGUUAAAUCACUUAAUACAAAUAGAUAAAAUGAAUUCACAAAUCUCUGAAAUUGCAGAGCAAAUUUUUGAUAUUGCAUCUAUGCAAGGAGGAUAUACAAUUGAUGAUACUGGACUUUUUGCAAAAAGAGUUAUAAAAAUGAUGGAACAAAAUGCACAAACAUAUUUGAUAAAUGUUCAAAAGAAUAAAGAAAGUACUGAGGAAACUAGUUCAUCUAUUGAUAGUUCUCUAGAAAAAAAUACUGCUAAUGAUCCGACACAGGGAAAUAGUUUAACUCAAAACGAAAUUAAUCAAGAUGGUUCAAAUGAAAAUCAAGUAAAUAAAAAUGAUGUGGAUCAAACUAAUAUAAAUAAAGAUAAGAAAAGUGAAAAUAAUGUUAAUCAAAAUGAUAUAGAUAAAAAUUUCUUAAAAGAUAAAGUUAUUGACAAUUCAGACAAAACAUAA